Molecule: messenger RNA, 1812 nt
Organism: Oncorhynchus keta (chum salmon)
Lineage: Eukaryota; Metazoa; Chordata; Actinopteri; Salmoniformes; Salmonidae
Product: homeobox protein HMX3-A-like
Exons: 2
Coding region: 247-1044 (265 amino acids)
Biological process (GO): regulation of transcription by RNA polymerase II
Cellular component (GO): nucleus
Molecular function (GO): DNA-binding transcription factor activity, RNA polymerase II-specific; RNA polymerase II transcription regulatory region sequence-specific DNA binding
Source: RefSeq, a predicted model, not a curated record
CAAUGGACGAGAGCGCACCAACGUUCCAUCCGGUCCGUGGAAGUUACAGGCGAGGCAGAGAGAGGGAGAGGCGCGCCGUGAAAGCCCCAGUCCAAUCCCCUCAUCAUCCUCGCAUGGAGCAAAUGGUGCGUGGAGCGUCAAGACGUCGUUAGGAAGAGAGAAAGAGAGUUCCAAGUUCCACUUCUAGAGCGCAGGGACAUUUGGUUCCAAAUUUCCUUGCGGGACAAAAGAGGCCAUUUCUCUAAAAUGAUGAGCAAAGUGGACGCGUCAUGUAAGCCGACUGCCGCGUCUCUCAAAUUCACCAUAGACAAUAUUCUGAACCUGCAGACAUACUCGAGCGGUAACAACGGUAGGAAGACAGUUGACAGCUGUCAUUCCGGUAGCAGGCUACAGAAUAGCACGGGACUGUACUGGUUCGAUGACCAUCAACGGAGAAUGGACCCCGCGACAAGGCUACACGAUGCAGAGCCGGAUAACGACUGUAGCCCAACCGGAGGACCCAAGGCCGUCGCUAUCACCCGGGAAGACUCGUUACAGAUCACCGACAAUUGCUUCGAAAGCGGGGACAGCGGCGACGACUGCUCCUCGACGCAUCACACCGGAGACGGUGAUAGCAGCGGCAAGAAAAAACAACUGUUAAUAAUAACCAAGAAAAAAACUCGCACAAUCUUCUCCAAGAGACAGAUCUUUCAGUUGGAAUCUACUUUCGAUAUGAAGCGGUACCUUAGCAGCGCCGAGCGCGCCUGCCUCGCCAAUUCUCUCCAGCUGACGGAAACGCAGGUCAAAAUCUGGUUCCAGAACCGAAGGAAUAAAUUGAAAAGACAGAUUUCAACAGCGCUAGAUGGUCCCAACGGUGAUUUCUGCGACGCGGGUCCGGGGAAGGUUCUGCAGCUCCCGGCCUUGUACAAAGACAAUAACCUGCUGGGGAGAUGCUUGAUGCCGAUGCCCCUGCCCAUCGUAUACCCUGGCAGUAGCACGCAUUAUUUAUGUUUUUCCAAUGCCAGCAAGUACUUUAGUCUAUUCGAAGGAGACGUUGUCCUGUAGUAGACAAGGCCGGCCGAGUCUGCUUAUUAAAGGAGACGUAGUCCUAUUUAAACCCGGCCUAGUCUGUUCGAAGGAGGCGUAGGGUUAGCAUCAACGCCAAAAAGACACUGUUUACAAAGUGAUAUAUCAUGCCAAUUUCAGCUUCCGCAUUUAGCGCCCCCCCCCCAUCAUCAUCGUGUUAAAAAAACGUAAGGUCGAGUCUGGCCCAUGUAGUCCUUUAAAAAAGCCCACUUGUAAGGAUAGCCUGUUGACCUAAAGCCGAGCUCAAUCCUACUUGUCACAUCGAUAGCCUGCGCCAAUUGUUUUUAUUGACACACGUCAACAAUGUUGAUAUAAAACUCUGGAACAUAUUUGCAGGAUAUCCUAUCACACAAAGACACGCAGAAUAACUCCAUAUUCAGUUUUAUGUUAUAAUAAUAGAUAGUAGUUUCGGUACGCAGACUACCAGCAUAAAACAGCGGGUCUAAUAUUAAUAAUAUAUGUCAUUUAGCAGACGCUUUUAUCCAAAGCGACUUACAGUCAUGUGUGCAUACAUUCUACGUAUGGGUGGUCCCGGGGAUCGAACCCACUACCCUGGCGUUACAAGCGCCACGCUCUACCAACUGAGCUACAGAAGGACCAAUAAUCAUUUAUUAAAUUAUUAUUAUUAUGAACCUGUUAUUAACAACAGCUUGUCCCAGCAGUCUAAACACGGCCAAAGAUGGUAUUAUAUUUGCAUGCAUGUACUGUAUUAUAUUUCAUUUUCAAUUAAUUAAAUUAACUAUGUAU